GGCUUGAAAGUUCCCCAACAGAAAAGUUGUUUUGGGCGGUGUCGUUUUGUCCACUUUUAUUAUUAAAUGCAAUCUCUUUAAAUAAGAACAAAUUAUUUUUAAAUAUAGAGUGAAUGUCCUUUAAUUCAUCAAUGGCUACCCAUUGCCUGUUAAUCAAAUUGUUUCUUUUCACCUUAUUUGUUCACUCUGGUUUUUCAAUAAAAUGCCACCAGUGUUCUUCAAGCCAAGAUCCAAAGGGGCAGGAUAACUGUGGUGCCUAUAAACUAUUUGACACAAGGAAAAGCAUUCCAGUAGACUGCAACAGCGAUGAAUCUGUCACACCAGGCACAUUUUGUGUCAAAAUCACACAACAGGGCCCCAGAAGUUUUGUUUGGGAUGGACGUUGGAGACAGGUUAUCAGGCGCUGUGCUUCAGUUGCCGACACAGGUGUGACAGGCGUGUGUAACUGGGGAGUGAAAGAAAAUGGUGUUUACUGGGAAGAGUGCUAUUGCGCUCAAGAUGGCUGCAAUGGAGGCAGUCAGAUCUCUACAGCCCUUUCCUCAUUGCUUGUUCCCAUCAUCAUUUCCAUAUUCACAAAACAGUAUGCAUGGUAGUAUCGUCCCAGGCAUAUUUUCUCACUUUAUGCAAAUAUUUCCAUCUUAAUGUUUCAAACAGUGCCUUUUUGGUCUGAUCUGGUAGGUAGUUACCUGUUAGACACCUUUUUUAAAGAAAAAGUACAGCCACUUUUAGUGUUACGUUACCAACACGUAUAUCCGUCCAGCAACAAAAGAUGUGUAACAAAUCCGUCCUUUUUUGCUUUGUUUUUCAUGACAGAGAGCGAGGAAAAGUCGCUUCUUCUGGCAAAUAACUACAUGAUCUUUUUCCUGUGUCUUUUUUACUGGAUACUGCAGGUUUCUAUGUUUAUAUAACGACAUGAUCUUGAAAAUAAUAAAUGAAAAGGGAGCCCCA
Messenger RNA from Daphnia carinata, 948 nucleotides. RefSeq lists its product as uncharacterized. The transcript is spliced from 3 exons. Gene Ontology annotation, biological process: positive regulation of voltage-gated potassium channel activity; regulation of synaptic transmission, cholinergic; sleep. The coding region runs from base 114 to 593 and encodes 159 amino acids. The record is from RefSeq and is a predicted model, not a curated record. NCBI's taxonomy places the organism in Eukaryota, Metazoa, Arthropoda, Branchiopoda, Diplostraca, Daphniidae.